This is a messenger RNA of Hyaloscypha bicolor E, 1473 nucleotides long. RefSeq lists its product as uncharacterized. The transcript is spliced from 3 exons. Gene Ontology annotation, cellular component: nucleus. The coding region runs from base 1 to 1473 and encodes 490 amino acids. NCBI's taxonomy places the organism in Eukaryota, Fungi, Ascomycota, Leotiomycetes, Helotiales, Hyaloscyphaceae. The record is from RefSeq and is a predicted model, not a curated record. Gene Ontology annotation, biological process: regulation of transcription by RNA polymerase II.
AUGACUGACGCCCUUCACCCAUCGAACGAAGAAUAUCUGGACCCCGACGAUGUUGGCCUGCGCAACUCACCCCCGCUCAAACCAAUGAAAGUCAAUCUGCAACCGUCGCCGAGUCCGCCGCCCUCAGUUCCUCUGCCCCUGGUCAGUCCUGAUUCGAGCCCAGGUCCUCCGGAUCGCAAAGGUUCUAAUCGGACAAAGUAUCGCCCCAGCCAGGGCGAUGCUGUGCUGGUCUCCUUCAUGGCAGGUGGGAAACAUUCUGAUAUUGCGCGCGACGCUGGGGAUAAGCCUUUGGCCUCGGACAAUGAAGAGGGGGAGGAGCCCGUGAAGGGAACCGAAGUUGCAGUCACGGCCGAGGAGGUGAAGGACGAAGCUAUCCCGGAAGAAAAUGGCAUCGAUCAUCUUACAGCUCUUGCCGCGGAUGCCCUGAGGCAGAGUGCGAAAGGCUCCUCUCAAACGGCGCUGAAGGAAGCUACAACGGCGAGCUCGAUACCGAAAAUGAGCAUGCCCUGUGUUGGGGAUCCGAUGGAGGGGUUGAAACCAACAAUACCCUCAAUAUCAACUCUAUACGUGGAUGGGACGGGGUCGAAAGCCUCGCCAGACACAACAAUCAAGCACGAGAUGUCUGGCUCUCCUGCAGCCGGGGAACUACCACCCAUUCGUCAACACUCCCCACAAUCAGCCUUGUCGAAUGGAAAUGGCACAGGCAAUAUUACUCUGCCAUCCAUUUCUGCCCAACUGGGAGACAUCAAUCACCUCACCGACGCCGCUGCAGCUGGAGACUCGGCCUUUUCACAGUCCCCUCCAGCGCGACCACCUCCACGCUUCUCGGCGGUUCCUGGACAUGGUUCACCUCCCAAAUCACCAAAUGAUACUUUUCGUCGGGAAUUACCUUCACCUGGCCGAGGAGGACACUUCUACUUCAACGCAAACAGCCAUCGAAGACUGUCUCAGACUGAUGGUCCACAAUAUUCGAGCUCUGGUGAUUAUAGCAGUAGCAACACGGAGACUCCAAGUACGGAUCAGUCAGGCUCCACUCCUGCGACAAUGGCCAUUGACCGGAUGAGUAUUGACGGCAUCACCAAUCCACAAAUCGGUGGCUUUCAAUGCACAUACCCAGGUUGCACUGCUCAGCCUUUUCAAACCCAGUAUCUCUUAAAUUCUCACGCGAAUGUCCAUUCCUCGAAUCGACCCCACUACUGUAGUGUCAAAGGCUGCCCCAGGAGUGAAGGGGGCAAAGGCUUCAAGAGGAAAAAUGAGAUGAUCAGGCAUGGCUUAGUGCAUGACUCGCCGGGUUACGUCUGUCCAUUUUGUCCCGAUCGAGAGCACAAGUAUCCAAGACCAGAUAACCUUCAAAGGCAUGUCAGAGUGCAUCACGUGGAUAAGGACAAGGAUGAUCCACAACUCAGAGAUGUCCUAUCGCAAAGACCGGAAGGACCAAGCAGAGGUAGACGACGAAGAGGGGGGACUUCAUGA